AUGGGUGACCUGUGGUUACUCUUUCUCCUGCCCCUAUCCCUAGUAGCCUUCCAUGGGGUUAAAGGCUGUCUGGACUGUGACCCCAAAUUCAUAGAGGAUAUUAAGAUCUUAAUAGAAAAGCUGAUACCCCCUGAAGUCCCUGGUCGCAAUUAUCUGAUUCAACGUCAGAUUAAGGAGACCAUCCAUAUAAGCACCAAGGUCUCCUACAGGGACAAGAUGCUUCGGGUGUUGGAUGUCCAAAAUGUUGUCAGCUUGCGAUCGUGGCUAAAACAGGAAUAUGAGAAACUAGGUGAUGGAAAAUGGAAAGGUGUCUUUAUCCUCCAAGGCAAGCUUCUUGAAGUCCGGCAAAACCUGGAAUCCAAAUUGAAAGAAACAUUAAAGACCUUCUCUGAAGUUGCAUGCUCUGAAGAUUGCAUUGUGACUGAAGGUCCUGUUCUUGAUUGUUGGACCUGUCUUCGUAUCACCACCCAUUGCUUCAGAGGGGAGUACUGUGGAGAGGAUUCAAAGAAGGCUGAGAGUCGAGAGAUUGCACUGUUUCUGAUAUUGCUGGCAGAAGCUGUAGUAUUUGGAAGCACUUUGUUACUAUUCCAUUUUUGUGUGUCUCAUCGGAGAAAGAUGAAGGCAAUACGAAGGUUACUAAAGAAUUAUUUGGAGAAGAAACUUGAAGAAUUGAUAAGAAUGGCGGAGGAGAAAAAAAAGAAAGAAUCUGGAACCAGAAGAUAA
This is a messenger RNA of Chrysochloris asiatica (Cape golden mole), 723 nucleotides long. RefSeq names its product izumo sperm-egg fusion protein 3-like. Bases 1 to 723 code for a protein of 240 amino acids. Lineage: Eukaryota; Metazoa; Chordata; Mammalia; Afrosoricida; Chrysochloridae. The record is from RefSeq and is a predicted model, not a curated record. The transcript is spliced from 7 exons.